Mercenaria mercenaria is the source of this 2541-nucleotide messenger RNA. RefSeq names its product mucolipin-3-like. The record is from RefSeq and is a predicted model, not a curated record. NCBI's taxonomy places the organism in Eukaryota, Metazoa, Mollusca, Bivalvia, Venerida, Veneridae. The transcript has 17 exons. The coding region runs from base 165 to 2243 and encodes 692 amino acids. Gene Ontology annotation, molecular function: NAADP-sensitive calcium-release channel activity. Gene Ontology annotation, cellular component: lysosomal membrane; plasma membrane.
AGCACGCACUGAAUCGAUAUAAAAUAGUGCAUUGUAUUUGUAGUCAUUGACUAUUCAAUUAAACAAGGAUGAAAGUGUUGUUUUAAUUGUUAAAUCAGGAAAUAAAACGGGAAACGGAAAACCAUUAAUUGAAACGAAAACUGAAUCUUUGCUGUAAAAAAAAGAUGGCCAGUGUAGACAGACAGGAGAUAGGAAUUGAUAAUAUUUCAAUAAAUUCUGAAGAUGUCAUACAAAAAGAAGAAGAAAAGCCACCUUAUGAUGACGAUGACAAAGCAAAACACAAUGUAGAAGCUCGCUGCUCCUCGCAUGUUCGUAUGCUCGGAAACAUAGAUGAACAAUCUAACAGGAGAGGAAACGUUGAUUCUAGAAGCGUUAAAAUCUGUUCCAAACACAAAAACAAAGGUUCUCUUUGGUUGACCUUUGCUUUACGACUCUUCUUAUUUUCACCAAUAAAAUGGAAGGGCGGAGCUUGUUGGAUAAGCGUAUUCCAUCUAGCUUGGUUUGUUGUGUACAUCGUCAAGAUAUGCUACCUAACUCAUGUUACGUUUCAAAUAGGACAUUGUCGUGAACGCGUGAGCAGUAUUAUCGAGGAUGGCUACAUUGCCCUACAUCACACCUUGUUGCAAAAUUGGGACGCCAGUUAUGAGACAUUGCCUUAUCCCCCGUCCAUAGGAAAGUUUGCUGUGUAUAACACGGACGAUCUUCGAAAAAGAAUAAACUAUGCCGUGGAAAAUGUCUACAAUGCAGAAUCUGAGGCCACAGGAUACUUUAGAAAACUACCCGGCGAUGACAUAACUAUAUACGUUGUUUGCUUUGAUUUGAUAGAUGAUCCAGAGAAACAAACACUUAAAAACAUUCACACCAAUGUUCGGCGGAGUUUUAAACCAGACCUUGGAUUGUCAAAGCAUGAAAAAGAAGACGGCAAUACAUUAUACAGCUACAAUGUUACAGUGGAUCUCAAUAACAACAAUAUGUCCUCUGUUCUAGACAGGGCCCUGGAACUGAGGAUUGCAUUUUCUAUUCAUUCAUUGAGAGUGGACAGGUUCAAUAACGAUUUAAGGUGCCUUCAUAUAUAUGGAAAUGUGUCUUUCAAUGAUGAAGAUCACAAUGGUCAAGUGAACGUUAAUCUCUUUACUGACACUUUACCAAUUAGAUGUACAAAAAUGAAUUACUCUCUUACAGAUUCUCCACAAUGCAGGGAUUAUCACGGGAAAGUUGCACUUGGUGUCGAGAUACUGGCUUACGUUGCCAUUUGUGGUGAUUGUGUUAUGUUUGUAGGAGGAAUAAUCGCACUGAUUAUAACAUAUGCCUAUAUGCGAAAACAUUACAAAAGUAUCUACGGUGAGGCAGGAGGAAGGAAAAAUCUGCCUUGGUGUGAAUAUUUUGGAAAUGUGCAGUGGUGGCAUAUUCCAUCUAUCACAGGUGAUGUAUUCACACUACUGGGAGUCAGGUGGAUCAUAGACAAGCUUGGUGAUGAAAACGACCUGGAGAAUCAACCUUUGAACCAGUGGGACAAACAUGUUGUGUAUAUUGGCUCAGGCUGCUUACUCACUUGGUUUUCACUGCUUCGAUUCAUCAAAAUUAAUCACAAGUUCACAUUGUUGUUUAAGACCAUACAAAGAUCAGCCGUGGAUGUUAUCUUCUUCCUUGCCUGUGUUAUCAUUAUCUUUGUCGGAUUCUGGUCGUGUGCAUAUAUAGUUCUUGGACCGUAUCAUGUUAAGUUCCAAAGUCUCUCAACCACUGCAGAAAGUUUGUUUGCUAUGAUAAAUGGUGACGAAAUCUUUGCAUCGUUUGCGUUAUUACAAAAGGCCUACGUUGGAGACAUUAACAGAGUCUGGUUAUUUUCUAGGAUCAUCAUCUAUGGUUAUGUUACAAUUUUCACAGUUUUAGCCUUUAAUCUAUUGAUUGCCUUGUUCAACAGCGCAUACGAAGUCGUGAAGAACUCGUAUGAACAACAAAAGGAAACACGCAAGGAUUCGAUUCCAACCACACUGUCAUACUUUAUGUGUAUGGACUUCAGUACAGACCGAACCCCUGGUAUAUGUUGUAAGAUUUCGUACGACGAUCGCAAUGGCUUGUUCAAUUGUAGGCCGCACACGAUCAGUUGCUGUAGAAAUCGCGACUGCGCGUGUGGGCUAUUUAGCAAACUGAUCCAGUUUAUGUGUUUUAAAAUAUUCACAAUAUGCUGCUGCCAGUGUGAGACACAAGCAAGCGUUCCAGAAGAUAAUGAGUGUGAGGCAUGAAUGAAUAAGUCAGAUUUUCAUUCAAAAUUCAUGGACUCCACAAAAAUGUGAUGUUUUUUCCAAAAUUUACAUAUUUGGUUUUGUAUUUGGAAUAUUUUGGUGAAAUCAAUGACAUUGUCGUUGACAUUUCAAGUUUUUUACAUAGAUCUGCUCUGGUAUUGCAAGUUUUGAAACUUGAACUAGCGGUAAUAUCUUUUUCACAUCUGAUAACAUGCUGGACAUUUGUCUAGAUCUGUUUCGUGUAUGCCAAUUCUUUACUUUAGAUUUUGUUGAAUUAGAAUAAAGUCAACAGAAUUGA